CGCUUUUUGAUAAGAAUUUGAAUAUUCACAUUAUGCACGUAAUAGAAAUUUGAAUUAGUAGUGUAUGCAAACAAUACAUAUAAUAGUGUCGCAAAUAAGUUUUUGAGCCACAUGGCUAUCUGUUCAUAUGAAAAUAAAUGUUACUGACUCGGUCACUUAACCAGUUUUCGAAAAUUUAUCCAGAGAGUGACCAUAAAAAUCUCCAUAUAGCUAAAAAAAAAACAGGUCAUCAUCGUUUUUUCCCCAAACGAUGUCAGAAGACAUGUCCAUUUUCCCAAGGAUUGCUUUGAAGCCUGAAGUUCAUGAUUACUUGAGAAAUGUCUUCUCAAACAAGGAGGUGUUGGCUGCAGUGGGUCAGGGAGAAGCGGAGAAGAGGUUCCAGAGGCUGCUGUCGUGCCUGUCCCACCCGCCUGCCAUCACCUGUGUACGUACCAGCACUCACCUGGCUCCGCUGGAGGAGAUCCAACACAGACUGGAGGAGGAACUGAAACAGCAGAAGUGUGGCUCUGAAGACGUUUCCGUUACCGUUCUCCCCCACCCACACAUUCCAGAUGUGCUACUUCUUCCUGUCAUGGGCCCUAGGCCAGUGGUCCAGCUCAGCGCGGAGGUCAUAGUAGGGGCUCAAUGCGGCAGUGCUGUUCUGAGAGGAGCGCAUGUCUUCGCCCCAGGGAUCCUUGCCACACCCAAGUUCAUGAAGAAGGGUGAUCUGGUAUCGGUCUUCUCAGACUUAGAGAGGAAGUGCACGCGGGGAAACAAGGAUUUCCACGGGAAAAUAGUGUUUUUGGGAAAUGGAGUGUCAGAAAUGGACCGUGCUGACAUAUUCUGUUCAGACCAACCAGUCAAGGGUGUUGGCAUAUGGAUGGUUGAGCCCCUGUACCAGAGUCCCUCUUUUGACGGGAUACUGCCCAGCCUGGUGUUCCUGCAGAACCUGCCGUCGGUGGUGGUGGGUCACGUGCUAGGGCCUCGUCCCGGAGAGCGUAUCCUGGACAUGUGUGCUGCCCCAGGGGGAAAGACCUGCCAUAUUGCUUCCCUGAUGGGAGGGCAGGGAGAAGUAGUGGCCUUGGAUAAGAUCAAAGGCAAGGUGGAGCGCAUCCGUCAGAAUGCCAAGGCGCUGCUUCUGGACUGCAUCAAAGCAUACUGCUUCAACAGCAUCAAGGCUGUGUGCUCAGACCGCGGCCAGGACACCGAGGGUCCGCCCUACCCUCCAGAGAGUUUUGAUCGGGUACUGCUGGACGCUCCCUGCAGUGGUCUGGGCCAGAGACCCAACAUGGCUUGUACCUGGAGCCUGAAGGAAAUUUGCUCCUACCCCCCUCUGCAGCGCAAGCUCUUCCACACGGCGGUGCGGCUUCUGAGGCCUGGCGGCGUUCUGGUGUACAGCACCUGCACUGUGACCCUGUCAGAGAACGAAGAGCAAGUGGCCUGGGCACUCGACACCUUCCCCUGCCUCUCGCUGGAGCCGCAGGAGCCCCACAUCGGAGCGGAGGGCAUGCCGGGAGCUGGCCUGUCGCCUGAGAAGCUGCGUCUCCUCCAGAGGUUCAGUCCAGAGCUGGACUGGGUCCAGGAGACAGGGGAGGACGACAGCUCCACAAAGCUGCCAGAGUCCCUGCCCCCCCUCUCUCAACGAGCCAACAAGGACACUAUCGGUUUCUUCAUCGCCAAGUUCCUGAAGCGCUGACAUGGCUAGACUGGAGCGAGUACUCUACCCUACCUGGUCAGAACCGAGCUGUCCACCGUUCCUUCACACAGGCGCCUGCCGAGAGAAAACAGUGGCGUUUACCCGUGUCAAUGUGCUCGGGCGGAAUAGUGUUCAGCUCUCCCUGAACCAGCGUUUCCCACCUCUCAGUCCUGUCUGUAGGCCAAUUCAAACUGGGCCAUGUAGGGAUGACUGGUAUAAACAGAGGGAGAAAAGGAUCAAACUGAGCAAGUAAAUGUUUUUAAGGCGAGUUAGGAAGAAAACACAGGGAGAGUGAGUUUCGGUGAAUGCAGUUCUUCUGCCGUUGCCAUAACAACAGUGACGACACAGCUGCCAUGGUGACGGAGGAUUUGCUGGCUCCGGGAGUGUGGAUCAGGAAGUAGCGUGCCGAAAGGGAUCACAAGAAAUGUAUUUAAAAUGUACAGCCUUUUGGUUAGUGUUUCUCCCUUUUAUCUGAAAUCCGACAUUGUGUAUACACAACGGCAAAUUGCUGCAGAACCAAAACAUGAGUCACAAAUAGGAACAGUCAUGUAUAUGAUACAGAUUUGACCAUCAUUCUAAUGAAAUCUGUCAGUACUCUCAGAUGUGUAUUUAAUUUUCAAUAAACAAAUUUUGCCAAUUU
Molecule: messenger RNA, 2315 nt
Organism: Esox lucius (northern pike)
Lineage: Eukaryota; Metazoa; Chordata; Actinopteri; Esociformes; Esocidae
Gene: nsun6
Product: NOP2/Sun RNA methyltransferase 6
Exons: 11
Coding region: 251-1675 (474 amino acids)
Biological process (GO): RNA methylation
Molecular function (GO): methyltransferase activity; RNA binding
Source: RefSeq, a predicted model, not a curated record